This is a messenger RNA of Clarias gariepinus (North African catfish), 1017 nucleotides long. It is a transcript of the gene pnhd, whose product is annotated as pinhead. Bases 1 to 1017 code for a protein of 338 amino acids. The record is from RefSeq and is a predicted model, not a curated record. The transcript has 8 exons. Lineage: Eukaryota; Metazoa; Chordata; Actinopteri; Siluriformes; Clariidae.
AUGCCUUUGGCUCAAGAAGAACGUAUUGAAAUCGUUUUCAUGGCUGGAUCAGCAAGGACUAUCGCUGUGGAUAUGGUGCUGCUGUCUGUGUUCCUGCUUCUUUCUUUCUGUCAUCAGAGCUUGACCGCUGUGUUGAACAUGCACUUCGAGCCGAGAAAUAUGUUCGCAGAGAGAGCUUGUUGCAGACGUCAGAGUCACUUCAUCUACAUAGGACAAGACAUCUUAGGCAGUCCGGUGAACGUGGACGUAGGCAUGUGCCGAACAAGCUGCCAAGCACGGUCCUCCUCGUUUGAAGCUGGGAUGCAAGGCUACUCCUCCAUGCUGGACUUCCUGCGAGACAAAAAGACACGAUCUCCAUCAUCCGCGUCCUCUCAUGACCUCCCAGGCUUUGGAAGAAAUCGUCCGUCGUGUGGUGCGAGCAUGACCUGUGAACCCACUGGACUGCGUGUGGACAAAGUCAUGCUCAUGGACGGCCUGCGUGAAGUGGAAAUCAUCGAGGAUUGCCACUGCGAGGCCAAAGUGACUAGCUGUGUACGAGCACCCUCUCUCAGAACAUACUUCUUUGAAACACCUUAUGAAACUGUGAUCGACGUGGGCAAGUGUGUAGGAUCAAAAGGUGAACCAGAGGGUUUUUCCUGUGUGCCUACCAAGUUUGAUUCUGCUCUCGUGGACACUCCGAAUAAAGUGGAACUGAUUCAAACGGUGGCUGGCUGUGACAUGAAAGAAGGCUGCUACAGAAUUCCUUACGUUGAAUAUCAUUACGAGAUCACGUACAAUGAAGAUGGGCUCAAGGAAGAAAAACUAAAGGAAAUAGACGUGGGGAGAUGUUUGGGAAGCUGCACCUCAGGAAACCGCUGUCUUCUCAGGAAUGCCUCUGAUUCUGGCGAGUGUUUGCUGUGGGCAGAGGGACAGGGCAGCGCGUGUGUUCCACAAGGCUACGAGAGUCACACGUUUCUCAAUCAGCACGGCCAAUUCCGUACUGUGCUGGCCAUCACAUCAUGCCUCUGCCAGUCUUGA